Sporisorium graminicola is the source of this 1740-nucleotide messenger RNA. RefSeq lists its product as uncharacterized. Gene Ontology annotation, biological process: mitochondrial transmembrane transport. NCBI's taxonomy places the organism in Eukaryota, Fungi, Basidiomycota, Ustilaginomycetes, Ustilaginales, Ustilaginaceae. The record is from RefSeq and is a predicted model, not a curated record. Bases 1 to 1740 code for a protein of 579 amino acids. The transcript has a single exon.
AUGGCAUCUACAACGUUACCUCACGCAUCCUCAUCUAGGCUCGCGAGCGUGAGCGAAACGGAGGCGUUUCCCAUCAUGUCGGCCACCUCGCUCGAAAACCCACAGCCAGGCAAGCGAAGGGGAAGCUUUGGUCAAGGAACGCCACGCAAGCCCGUUUCGCGCAGCAAAAAGGCGGUUGCUGCUGUCACAGGUGCAGUCUCGACGUCAUUCCUCAUGACGCCUUUUGAUGUCAUCAAGACGAGGUUGCAGACGCAGGCCAGCGCUGAACCGCUCUUUUAUCCCUCGCAGCAUCUUGCUUCCGCUUCUAGUUCACUUUCAUCGACAUCGACAUCGACAUCCAGCUUAGACAAGGGCAAAAGCAUCGUGCGAGGCUCUUCAUCCUCAUUCGCUUCAAGGGCACUGCAAGCUCAUCCGGCGACGUGCUGCCAGCAGACGUUCUUCAGCUCGAAUCGACAACCAGAAUCCAUCCUGUGCCGCUACGAUCCACGACAGGCCUCUUCAUCCGCCACAGCAUCAACGUCAGCAACUUCAUCAUCCCCUGCAUUCUUCACGCCGGCUUCUUCUGGAAAAAGCACCUCGACUAGAUCCGCACCACGAACCACAUCGACUCGCUUCGGUCGUCACACCACCUCUUUCACCCCUUCCCCGACUCCGCAUCGUUCGAGCGUGCGCGUGCUCCCAUCUCCGCCACCUGCACCUGUGGGAUACCUACACCCGGCACCAUCGGCAGUCACGGCCAACGGCACGUCCUCGUGCGCGUGCGUCUUCCCUGACCAGAUCGUCGCUGCACGCGAGCUUAAUGCGGCCGCCGCAAAACAGGGCCGGCUGACGGGGUUGUGGGACGGGGUGAUCAAGGUGGGGAAAGCGGAGGGGAUACGUGGGCUAUGGCGCGGCUUGGCGCCCACACUCAUGAUGACGGUGCCCGGGCAAGUGACGUACAUGUCGUGCUACGACUUUUUCCGUAGUCAUCUGCUUGCAUCCGAGGACACCGGGCGGAUCCGGGCGACGUUCCAAGAGUCUUCGGCUGCCAAUGGGCGUGAGUUGGGGGUCGCGGGCAAGACGCCCUCGCUGUCGGCGGUAACGGCGCAGUCGCUGUACGCCUCCCUGCUGGCGGGGGCGCUUGCACGUGGGAUCUCGGCGACGCUGGUGACGCCGCUCGAGUUGGUGCGGACAAGGUUGCAGGCGUCGUCGCUCGCGCAGGCUUCGUUAUCGAGCAUCUUGCGCGGGUUGUGGAUUGAGAUGCGCACGACUUCUCUGAGGAGCGGUGGCGGGCCGUUGAUCUUGUGGCGUGGCUUGACACCAACACUGUGGCGGGACGUGCCGUUUAGCGCGAUCUACUUUGCGGGUUACGAGGCGACCAAGCGCUCGCUCACUGGUGGCGGGCUGGGCGAGGGCAACGCCGCAGGCAGCGGCGAAGAGUUCGGCGUCGCGUUCGUAGCCGGUGCGCUUUCGGGCUCGUUUGCAGCUGUGCUCACGCAUCCUUUCGACGUCGUCAAGACGCGCCUGCAGACACAGGGCUCGCCGAGAGAAGCCGAAGGCAGGCUGUCCGGCUCGUUGCGCGCCUCAAGGCCUCUCGAGGUCAACGUGUGGACGGCGAUGCGCCAGAUUGUGGAGAAGGAGGGUGGGAAGGGGUUGUGGAAGGGGCUGAGCCCCAGGACGGCCAAGGUCGCCCCGGCGUGCGGGGUCAUGAUUGCUAGUUUUGAGGUCGUCGGCAGGGCGUUGGCUGAUCUGGAUAUUUAG